AUGGACACCGACGAGACCGUCCUGCCUCCGGCAAAGAGAUCAGCGCUAACGUCGCCGGAGAAUCCGGACAAGCAUGUAUACGGUCAUCCGAGCUACGACGUCGUGAUUGCCGGGAAGGUAUCUGGUCGGAAGUGGAAACAUGUGCGACAGAGGAGGGCUUCGGCUACGCAAGUGAGCCGGAAAGGGACGACUUUCGAGCAUAGAGAAAGAGAGAAGAUGAUUAAGAAGGCAUACAAAAAAAGAAUGAUGGAGCUGAAAAAGGAGAUUCGGUUGAACAAGAUUGAAAAGAGGAAGAAGAGAGAGGAUAGGGAGAAGAAGAAGCAGGAGAAUAUUCUCAAAUCUGGAACCAAGUUCCAGAAGAUUACCAACCCUAACACUUUGAAGAAGAUUGCCAAAUCAAAAAAUCGGAAGCAGCUUAGGAUGGUUCUUGAUGAAUUGCUCAAGAAAUAA
Molecule: messenger RNA, 450 nt
Organism: Vigna angularis (adzuki bean)
Lineage: Eukaryota; Viridiplantae; Streptophyta; Magnoliopsida; Fabales; Fabaceae
Product: rRNA-processing protein CGR1
Exons: 1
Coding region: 1-450 (149 amino acids)
Cellular component (GO): nucleolus
Source: RefSeq, a predicted model, not a curated record